UUACUUUUUAUGUGAAUCAUAACAAAUAUGAACAAUUUAUUUUUAUUUCAUUGUAAAUGUAUUAUUUUGUGUGUUCAACUUAUUUUUAUUACGUAUAUUUAUUAAAUUGACCUAUAUUAAUUUAAUUUAUCAUUGUAAAUUUUUAAUUUACUUUGUAAUAAAAAAGUAAAAAAAUUUUACUCAUUUUUAAGAUAACAAAAAAACUGUAAGACACACACAAAAAAAAAAAAAAAUCAUAUAUAUAUUUAAUUGUUAAUUAAUAAAGAUAAAUAAAUAUAUAAUUUAUUGCUAUACUGUGAAAAAGCUAUAAUAAUAAGUAUUAAAUUUUGCUAAUAAUUAUUUAUUAUUCAACUACUAAAUAAAUAAAAAAGAGUAAGGUUAGAUUGGCUGUAGUUAAAAUUGAAAUAACUUGAAUAAUUAAUAAUUUGUCAAUAAUAAAAAAAAAAUGGAUAGAUCAUUUGCACAAUGUGAUCAAGUUUCAUCAUACAUGGAUGGUGUACAUGUUAAAAUUGCUGAAGCUUAUAAACCACCAAAAAAAUUAACACUACCAGCAGCUUACAACAAUAAAUUUUCUGAAUUUACAAAAAAUACAUAUGAUUUUAGUCUUGAAAAAUCAGUUAUAGAAAAGAUGUCAGAAUGGAGAAAAGUAAGAAAUUUAGAAAAAGAAAAUAAAAAAAAACUUAUUGAAGAGUAUAAAAAAAAUAUAAAUAAUACCUCAACACCAUCAUCACCAUCAUCAGAUAAAUUACCAGAACUGCCAAUUAAAAUAGCACCAGCACCAAAAACAACAAUUCUAAAACCACAAUUAUUAUCACCACGUUUACAACAAUUUCACAAUAUUGAUAUUAAUGUUAAAACAAAUGGUCUUGAUUAUGCUGAUUUUGAUAAUGACACAAGUAAUCCAUUUGAUAAUGUUGAGCUUAAAACAAUUAAUGACAUGAAAGAACUUGCUCAGGUAUUGCAACCAACAUCACAAUGGCAACCACAAAAUAAAAUUGAAAAUAUGCUAGAUGAAAUAAGCCUAGAAAAUUCACAAGAUGAUUCACAAAAAAAUGAAAAAUCUGAAAUUGUUGAAUCUAAAAUAAUUGACAAUGAUAAUAAUUUACAAAUUGAUACUAAACAUAGAAAUAUAUCAAUUAUUGUUCAAGAAUUGCAAAGAGAAUUAGCUAAACCAUUUAUGGAGAAUUGGAAACCUUGGCCUGAUCUAGAAAGUCCAGAUGUUGAUGCUGAUCAAUCAUCAAAAAGUUUAAGUGCAAGUACAUCAACUGAAUCAGAAUCAUUAAAUCCAAUAUCUGAAUUAUCAGAAACAGAUCAAAAAUUAGCUAAACAUCUUAAUGAUAUGGGUUUUUCAUUGUCACGUGCUGCUAAAGCAAUAAGUGAUCUUGGUGGUAAUGAUAAUAAAAAAAUUGUUGAAUAUUUAUUAUCAAUUCAAUAUCUUGAAAAAUUAGGUUUAUCAAUUGAUGAUGCUGAAAAAGCAUUAUUACUUACAAAUUAUGAUCAAGAUAAUGCAAAAAAAUAUCAUGAUAAUUUAAUAACACUUAAAGAUCUUGGUUUUCCUGAAGAUGAUGCAUCAAGUGCUCUAUUAAAAUGUGAAUUUGAUCGUGAUAAAGCACUCGACUAUCUUUGUGCAUAGCAAUAUAUUUUAUUUCAUCAAAUUAAACGGUCUAAUAUCAAUUAUUCAGGUAUUUUAAAAAUACUAUUGUUUUUAAUUUAGAAAUAAAAAAUAAAAAUAUUUCAUUUGUUAAUUAAUAUAUUUUAAAAAUCAUUAAAACAAUUUUUUUUUUUUAAAUAUAAUUUAUUUGAUAAUAAAAAAAAUAAAGCACAAUUAACAAAUUAUUAAAAUGUUCAUUAUCAACAACAAAAAAUUUAUUUAAAAUAAAAAGAUAAAAUUAUCGAAAUAUAUUUUAUCUAAUUUUUAACAUUUUUUAAAAUUUAUUCAAUAAAUAUAUAUAUAUAUCAUCAAUAAAAUUAAUUAAUAAUUAACAACAAAUAAAUUGAUAAAUUUAAUUAACAAUAUUGCUAUUGGCAAUCACAAUAAUUUUUUUUUUUUCAUUUUUUUCUAUCACAAAAUAUUUUGAAAUUUAAAAACUAGAUGAACACUUUGGAAUUUCUAAAUCUAUUAUUUUCUAAUUUGAUGAAUUUUUUUUUUUAAUUUAAAAAAAAAAGAAUAAGUUGACUAGAUGAAAAAUUAAUUUUUAUAUUUAAAAAUAAUGAGUAUUGAUUUUUUUUAAGUCUAAAAUAUGACUAGAUAAUUAAUAUUUGGUUCAAUUUGAUAUUAGAAUUUUGUAUAUCCUGUCAACUUAUUCUUCGUAUAUUAAUUUAUUCAGUGUAAAUUUCCCAUGGCAAUUCAUUAAUUCCAUAUGACUGUGGAUCAAAAGUGCAUAAACAUCUAAAAAUAAAAGAAUUUUUUUAAAUCAA
Messenger RNA from Aphidius gifuensis, 2418 nucleotides. RefSeq lists its product as uncharacterized. Gene Ontology annotation, molecular function: ubiquitin binding. Gene Ontology annotation, biological process: ubiquitin-dependent protein catabolic process via the multivesicular body sorting pathway. Bases 446 to 1633 code for a protein of 395 amino acids. The transcript has 4 exons. NCBI's taxonomy places the organism in Eukaryota, Metazoa, Arthropoda, Insecta, Hymenoptera, Braconidae. Gene Ontology annotation, cellular component: ESCRT I complex. The record is from RefSeq and is a predicted model, not a curated record.